UUAAAAGGUAACGUAUACGAGAGGGUUUUUGAGUUCUCUCUUACGUUUUUUUCUCUGCUAAUAAAUCAAAAGUAUCCAUCAGAAAUGUUCAAAGCUUGAGGAAUCUUCUCUAAAGCAUCGAUUUUGAUUCUAUUCUUUGAGUGGAAAUUUUUAAAUUCUUGUGGGAGUUUAUUUUUAAUCUCUCAGGCUGAUUCAUCUUUAUUAUAUAUAAACAAGCCAAGAUGGAUCAGAUGUCAUCUGAUAACAUUAAUGGACUCAUAUUAGCAGUCUCUUCAAGUAUCUUUAUUGGGUCUAGCUUCAUCAUCAAGAAAAAGGGUCUCAAGAAGGCCGGUGCAUCCGGUGCCCGAGCAGGUGAAGGAGGACAUGGAUACUUAUAUGAACCAUGGUGGUGGGCUGGAAUGAUUACAAUGAUUGUUGGGGAAGUAGCCAAUUUUGCAGCCUAUGCAUUUGCUCCAGCUAUUCUAGUAACACCUUUGGGAGCUCUAAGUAUUAUAUUCAGCGCAGUGCUAGCUCAUUUCAUUUUACAAGAGAAACUACAUAUAUUUGGGGUGCUUGGUUGUGUUCUCUGUGUUGUUGGGUCUACAACGAUAGUCUUACACGCCCCGCACGAGCAGGAAAUAAAAUCAGUUAAGCAAGUUUGGAAGCUUGCUAUUGAACCAGGCUUUCUGGUGUACUCUGCUGUGAUUGUGAUUGUGGUGCUUGUACUGAUCUUCUACUAUGCACCUCGCUAUGGGAAGACUCAUUUGAUAGUAUAUGUUGGAAUCUGCUCUUUAAUGGGUUCUCUUACUGUAAUGGGUGUUAAAGCUGUGGCCAUUGCCAUAAAGCUGACGUUUUCUGGGAUGAAUCAGUUCAAAUACUUCCACGCUUGGAUUUUCGUUAUAAUAGUCACAGUUUGUUGCAUUUUGCAAAUCAAUUACUUGAACAAGGCAUUGGAUACAUUCAACACAGCUGUCAUUUCUCCGGUUUACUACGUUAUGUUCACAACUUUCACCAUUAUAGCUAGUAUGAUUAUGUUCAAGGAUUGGGCAUCUCAAAGCGGGUUAAAGAUCGCCACAGAACUGUGCGGUUUUGUCACCAUUUUGUCAGGAACGUUUCUGCUUCACAAGACGAAAGAUAUGGGAAACAGUGGGAGUGCAAGUGGUCGUGGAGCUUCCUCUACGCCUAGAGACAAUCCUGUCUUCACCACUUCAGGAUCUGGUCGGAGCUCCAGCUCAGAUAAAAUAGUAGCCUCUUGACAUUUUUUAAAAAUCAUCCAACUGUUUGUUAACGGUCCAGAUUCUUCCAUGUACCUCAAAAGCACAAGGAUGUGUGUGUUGGUAUGGUGAUGAUUUUGUUAGGAAUAUUUAACUGUUUGCUUUUUUAUAUUGUUUCCCACAUGAAAGAAAAAUUGUAACUUUACGAUUCAAGAGACAACAGAAAUUUUAGAUUUAUAAUAAUGGUGUGCAGAUAAACUGAACCAAAUCCAAAUCGAAAACAAUUUUUUUUUUUUUGUAUAGAUCUGGUUGGUAGUGUUCUUAAAGGUCCCUUGGAGAAACCAAAGUCUUGACAUAAACUUUAGCGUCCCGACAACCAUUUAAGCUGUUUGAAACUGGGUACUGGAACUUCCCAGUGGUACAGUUAUAGAGAGCUAAACCGGAUCUAAACUCCAAGAGAACCACUAACCCUCUUGAGAUCCAAAGCGGUCUAACAAACUCAGUCAAACCGGGAAUGCUCAAGAGUUUAGACCAAGAUUCUCCUUCUCCAAACUCCUUCAUCACCCAAACAUCUGCGUUUGCUCCUUUGCAAUAACACACCAUGGAAAGACAUCCUCUCAAAUCUCCAAGCGUCAAUGUAAAACAUCCUCCCUUGCAGCAACCUGGUCCACGAAGCACCUUGAACACAUCUCGUGACAUAUCGUAUGAUAUGACGGUAGAAAUUGAUGAUGAUGAGUGAGUGGCUGCCCAGUUUAGUGUUCCGUUAAUGUAGAUGCCGGAUCUUGAUUUGUUAGCAAGAACAAGUCCACAGGGAAAACAAGUGCUUCUCCAUAGCUUUUGUCUCGUUGAGUAAACCAAUGCCUCUGUCUUCAACUGGUGUCUUUGUUGCAACAAUGCAACUAUCUUAUAGUCAUCUUCAGAUUCAUCAUAACCGAAUCCAUAGUUUACAACAACCUCAUCUCUCGUUUCAAGAUCCGAACCAGCCAAUCUUUUUUGAAGCUUGAUGGUCGGGUUCCACAAGUAGAAGCUUUUGUUGUAAUCUACAUGGAAACAGACCAACCCAUUGCAGGUCCCCACGACUUGGUAGUAAUCUCUGCCUAAAAGCUCACCAUCAUGCUCAUGAACGGUGGCUACUGGCUCAUCAUACAGAGAGUGGACGCAGCAAGACUUGAGAUGGUACCGAGACGUUGUGAUGACUCCGUAUGGACUCUUCUUACAAGUGGUUGCCUUGGAGGCCUCCAACAUCAGAGCGUGUUUCAGAGUAAACACAGUCUCAGAUAUCAAAGAUCUCCAUGAGGUGCAAACGCAUUUGAAUCGCUUCAAUGACUUCACGGGUAGUCUUAAGAGAAUCUCUUCCAUCAUUUCAGGAGGGAGAUUAGGUGGAGAGAAGAAGCUCUUUGUGAUGGGUUCCUCCAUGAGUUUUGAGCAGAGG
This is a messenger RNA of Eruca vesicaria subsp. sativa (arugula), 2625 nucleotides long. The record is from the annotation of a GenBank genome assembly. NCBI's taxonomy places the organism in Eukaryota, Viridiplantae, Streptophyta, Magnoliopsida, Brassicales, Brassicaceae.